This is a messenger RNA of Capsicum annuum, 2812 nucleotides long. RefSeq lists its product as uncharacterized. The record is from RefSeq and is a predicted model, not a curated record. The transcript is spliced from 6 exons. NCBI's taxonomy places the organism in Eukaryota, Viridiplantae, Streptophyta, Magnoliopsida, Solanales, Solanaceae. The coding region runs from base 504 to 2423 and encodes 639 amino acids.
AUUCUUCUCCCUUCCAAUUUUUUCUUGCCCUAGAUUACUCCCCUUUUCUCUUCAGCCGCAACAUUAAUUAUCUCCCAUUUCUCUUCGAAAUCAACUCAUUAUUCGUCGAAUUCCAACACUUCUUUAGCUCUAUUUUACCGUUUUCGGCCGAAAUUCAUCGAAUUUGUAAUCUUUGCAGCUCUAUUUUGUCUUUUCGGGCCGAAAUUUGUUGAAUUUGAACCCUUUUCAGCUCUAUUUAACUGUCUUACGGGCCGGAUUUCGUUGAAUUCGAACCCCCUUUCAGCUCUAGUUUGCUCUCUUUCGGGCAGAAAUUUGUUGAACCCUUUUUCAGCUCUAGUUUACUGUCUUUCGGGCCGGACUUUGUUGAAUUUGAAUCCUUUUUCAGCUCUAUUUUACUCUUUCAUGGCAAAAAUUUGUCGAAUUUGAAGCUAUUUUCAACGGAAAAUGAUGAAGUUGAAAGGAUUCUAUGUGAGGGUUUUGUUUGGUGUGGGUAUAGUGAGGUAAUGGAAGCUUUGAAAGGACCUGUUUUGGUUGAGGUGGAUGUGAGUAAGCUUAUGGGAUCAGAAAGUUUCAGCGCUGGUGGUGGCGAUGGCGGUGUUGGUGGUCGUAAAGUGGAGAGAUCGAAUAUUGUGAUUGCGCCUUCUAUUGAAAGGAUCAGUGGUUCAGUUAGACGAAAAGAGAUAGCCUUUUGGAGUAAGAUGCCCCAGAAUGAAUUUGCUGGUCAUCAAUCCAGACACCAUCUCCAGGAUGCUUCAGAAGACCAGAGUUUCGGGAAGACAAGUUCUAUUCUUCCAUUGACUCUUGGGCUAGAGGCUGCACAGUCACAUCGGAAAUUUGGGAAAGUGGGGAGAAAUAGUACUUCUAAUUCUAAGAGGUCAAGGAUAAUGCAGAUGGAUAUUUCUGAAAACAAAGUCGGUGAAGAUGGAAAAGGCAUUUCUACUGAGCUUUCAACAAAUUCUACAAAUUGCAAAAAUGGAGAGAGGACUCAGAUGCUUAAGCAAAGGCAGAAUUCUAGUGGCAAGCGAAGUGAUAAAAGAAAUGGCAAAGUUACCAAAAGUAAUUUCUCUAUAAAGAGCUUGGUUGGCUUCGGUUCAGCUGCUGGAGGAAGAAACUUUCUUGGAAUGUAUGGCUUGAAAUCUGAUGUCAUGGAUGUCAUAAAAGAUGUAGAUGAUCUGCCUUUGAGGGAACUACUUGAUGGCAGUUAUAAGUGUGCACCUCUUCCUGAAGAUAAGAGACACAAAGCUUCAAAUUCUAAUGACAAGCUCAUGCAGUUGGUUAAAGAUACCAACUCCAUUCUUCGACUGCAAAAGUCUGCACAGAUGCAGAAUUGUUCUAAUGUUGAUAGCAAGCUCUCUUGCGUCAAUUCUUAUACCAGCUCAUCUUCAGCAAGUCAAAUUGAUGGAGACAAGGGAGAGACCAGGACGGAUAAUCUGUCUUCUUCUGAUCAGGUACAGGAGUACAGUGGCAAGGUUCAAACAGUUGCUACAAUGUGUCAUUCUCCAUCAUAUACACCAAAGGAUGUGUUGGAGCGCCUUGCACUCACUCCAUCCAAGGAUUUGGAUUUUUUACUUAUGGACACAGUCAAGACUGCAUCUUCAAGAAAUAGCGGUGAUCUUCGUCUAAGCAAGCCACCAUCUCAGCGAAAUGGCUUGCCUCCUUUUCCUUGGUCGCAUAAUUGUUCUGGGCAUCCUAAACCUGUUCCCGAUUCAGCGAAAUUAUCUACAAGUAAGAUGAUUUGCCAAGGUAGAUGGGUAAGAGUGGAGAACACUUCGACUCCUCUGAAAGGUUCUACUAGUUUCCUUGUGGAAUUGCAAUCACUCACUGAUAAUCACAAACUAGUUUCAAAAGGAGUUCAAGUGUCUGGGCCUUCAAAAAAAGAAAAUGCUUCAUCAAACCGUGAUGGCUUUGCUACAUGUGAAAGGAUUUCAUCAUCAGUUGCAGCCAGCAACACUUCAGAAGUUCCACCAGGGAUAUUGGUUGCUGCUGAGACACUAUGCAAGAUUGCUGCACAUUCGUUGAAGCAGAACACUGAAGUAACAACCAAAUUGCUGAAGAAACCUUCUCAGAAGGGUACAAGAGCAUGCAAGUUGACUGAAAAAUCUGAAAAUCAAUUUAUAGCACCAAAACCAGUGAUGGAAUCAAAUAAUCUGGUUGAAAUUGCUGAUGGGAUACUUCCAUCGAAGAAGCUGCGUCUUUCGGUCAACUUCAGAAAACCUGAUAGGAAAGGACCAAUACCUUAUUCAGCCGAAUCAAUAAGAUCAACUCCUGUUAAAUCUUUUAGGGAGUCGGAAGGUUUCAGUAACAGCUCUGUAAAUAAACCAUGUAUGAUGUCCCCAUAUGCAAGGGUGAUCGAUAAGGCUUGUAGUAGUAGUGACCAAAAGCUCAGGAAGGUAGCUGCCAAUGGAGUGGAGCCAAGGAGAUGACAGAAUGUUGGACUGAGCUCAUUAUGUAGUGGAUCAGACAAGAACCCUUACUGUUGCAUCUGUCUAUUCCUUCUAACUGCUGUUAGACAUGCAAAAUAUGGUAGGAUUUGUAUAGCCUGUCACAUGGAAGAAAUGAUUGUUGUAAUCUUAUGCUGGGUUGGGUUUAGGGUUUAGGCGGUGGAUCGUUGUGCUUGUUCCAUUAUCUGUAAUAUGGAUGCCAGAUGAUGCAUCAGAGACGCUUUCGGCAUUGCCUCAGUGUACAUCAUUAAUGAGGCAAAAUAGUAGAGAUUCUCUAUGUAACCUCUGGUAUUCCGGACAUUCCUUGCGUGUGCAAAUGUAUUCAUUAUGUAAUGUUUAUGAUGACGCUCAGGAACAUUUUCAUACUCGAA